Messenger RNA from Mizuhopecten yessoensis (Yesso scallop), 1893 nucleotides. Its product is annotated as soluble scavenger receptor cysteine-rich domain-containing protein SSC5D-like. The record is from RefSeq and is a predicted model, not a curated record. Gene Ontology annotation, cellular component: membrane. The transcript is spliced from 3 exons. Lineage: Eukaryota; Metazoa; Mollusca; Bivalvia; Pectinida; Pectinidae. Bases 691 to 1893 code for a protein of 400 amino acids.
AUACCUUAACCACAUCGCCAUACAUAUAUCUCGCCAGCCUGAUGACGUAAUAGGUAUGCUUACUAUUUUGUCAUUUUUGUGCCUAUGAACAAGUGACUGGAUCUCCAAGUGGUACAGACUGAUUUAUCGGCAAUGAUCAAUGGAGCACAAGGGCGAGCACAUCGCAUGCAAGGAAGACAUUAGUGUGUCGGUAACGGUUACACAUAGACCUUCAAAAGAUAUGUCGGGCUGACAAACUUAUCGUCAACUAAAACCAUUAUAGCUUUAACUAUUGCAAAGGUAUAAAUACCAUUGGGACUGUGUGCCUAGCUCGUUCUGUGGUGGACUAGCGAAUCAACAGGCGUAUCUCUCAGUGGACGUCAGACCUUCACAGCCUGCCCCACCGCCUAUCUAGUCAGACAUUGUAUUUGCUAACCGGGGUUCAUAAGUUUUAAAUUUCAUUGAACUUUGCCAUUGACAUGGGUCAAAUAUCGCGCGCUUUCAUAGUGCUUAGUAGUAGAUGGUGCACGCGCCUGAAUUUACAAAAAUGUCUGUGACGCGACGAUUGCGUCAGUGUGUGAGCGGACGACAAUCAGACAGGAACCCCCGGGAGAGUAACAGCUCGUUAUAGAAAGGUAUAUGUACCAGCUGAUCGUGUUUGGUAAUAUUGAAUAUUAAUAUUUCAUUGUGAUAAAUAUUGCCAGGACCGCCAUGGGGUACACAGUGUUUUUAGCGUUAUGCACGUACGGGAUGUUGCUAGGUAUGUCACGCGCCUUAAAGGAUGGAGACAUAAAACUCGUGGGGGGUCGAUCGUCGUCCGAGGGGACGGUCCUGGUCUACCACAUGUAUCGAUGGGGAGCUAUUUGUGACUUCAGCUGGGAUCUUAGGGACGCUAAUGUGGCAUGUCGUCAGUUAGGUCUCGUGGGUGCCAUAGCGUCAACUUCCAGGAGCCGGUUUGGACAAGGAAGACGUUUAAAAUGGAUGUCGUACAUGCACUGUCGUGGGAACGAGCGCCACCUGACCGAGUGCCGGUAUCCUGGGUACGGACGGGGUACAAGAUACCGAUUCUGCUCUGGCCGACACACGUCUGCUGGUGUUAAAUGUCGUACGCCUGUUACCACAACCUCCUCCACUACCAUCAAGAUCACAACCCCAAAAACAACCACUAAAACCACCACUCCGAAACCCUCCGUUCGUGCCAUUGAUACUGGUCCUGCUGCACUCAUGGACGGUCGCGACUCCGGUUACGUUAUUCUUCCAAAUAUUAAUCCCGAGUCUUCUCUCUCUAUCAGAGAUCAGAGUCAUAAUAGCGUGAAUGGAGUUAAUGAUGAGGUCUCGCAAAACAGGAUUUUGUUACCUGCUACUCCUGCUCCAACUGCUAGACAACCUACUACAACAACUACGACAACACAAAAGCCAACAACUACGACAACAACAACUACAACACCUAGACCGACAACCAUAACAACAACAACAACUCCGAAACCGACAACCACAACACCAAAACCAACCACUACAACAACUACAACAACUCCAAAACCCACAACACCAAAACCAACCACUCCGAAAGCAACAACCACAACUACAACACCAAAACCAACCACUCCUAGACCGACAACCACAACUACAACACCAAAACCAACUACAACUACCAAAAAACCUACCCCUCAUCCAACAACACCUAAACCAGUGACUGCAACGCCUAGACCUAUAGAGCCUACCCCAGCGGCUGACGACAAUAAAAUUCAAGUGCAUGCUAAACAACAUCAAGACCAACUACACCAAAACCGACAACAACAACCACAACUCCGAGACCGACUACAACAACAACGACGCCUAAACCGACGACAACCCCGAAACCGACGUCAGCUUUACCGAGGCCGACAACACGACGGGCUGCCAUUGACAACAUAG